This is a messenger RNA of Amaranthus tricolor (Joseph's coat), 1011 nucleotides long. RefSeq lists its product as uncharacterized. The transcript has a single exon. Lineage: Eukaryota; Viridiplantae; Streptophyta; Magnoliopsida; Caryophyllales; Amaranthaceae. The record is from RefSeq and is a predicted model, not a curated record. Bases 12 to 854 code for a protein of 280 amino acids.
CUAUAAAGAAAAUGAGUUGGAAGCAAUGGAAAAUGAACAAAUUUGUUGAUUACCCAACAUUGGUACAACCAUUCUAUGUUAUUUCCAUUACUCUUCUUAGUCUUCUUUUACCUUUAUCAUUUCUACUUCUGGCUAGAUUAUCAAGUGCUCAUUAUUUGUUGUCAUUAGCCUCAAUUUCUCCUCCUAAAUCUUUUCUUUUCACUGUUUUUUUGAAUACAAAUCCGAAUCUGCUACACGCCCUUGUGUUUAUGGUUAGUUUCGCGGCUUUAAUUCAAGCCUUAAUUGGUCGAAUUAGCCUGAUAAUUGAGCACCCGGGACCAAUUUUUAGGCCCCGGGUGCACGCAGCAUGGAUCUUCCUAUGCACAUUACAAGUGUGCGUAGGUUUAGGUAUUGAGGUUACUAUUAAGGCAGGGGUUGAUGGAGCCGGUUUUGGUGAUGGUAGGUCCAUGUUGAGUAAGUUGGUUUUCUUUUUGGGCCUACAUGAGACUAUGAUCCAUUGGGCUAGGACCAUAGUAAGGCCCGUAGUGGAUGACACUAUCUUUGGUGGGGCCCGAGAAGAGCGGUUGACCGAGAGGUGGGCCCUCGCCGGUUGUUUCGGGGCGUUGUCGUUGUGGAGGUUGAGAGAUGAGGUGGAGUCAUUGGUGGUGGUGGUGGAGGUUAAGAGGCAAAUGAUGAUGAAUGUUGGCUUGGGUGAUUAUCUUGGAUUAUGGUUGUAUUAUUUGACGGUUGCAAUUGGGAUGGCUAGGAUUAUCAAAGUCAUUAUGUGGGUAUGUAUGAAUGUUUUUAGUAGGAGGGUAAUUGAAAAUCAUGAUUAUAAUGUUGAGCUUAUUAAAGAUGAGGAUAGUAAAGUAUGAUGUAAUUCAAUUGUAUUUCAUUUUUUUUUUAAUUUUAAUAUAAGGAUAAUUUUCUAAGGUAAGAAAAUGGGAAAUUAAUUUUCUGUGUUCAUAGCAAUUAUGAGAAAAUUUUUACUUUAUAUCUCUAUUAUUACACUUUUUGAGAAAUUGUAAAUGU